GCCUCGUGAAAAAGGCGCAGAAGCGAAAGAAGAGCCUCGUUGAAAAGAUCGAUGGCCCCUCUGAAGCAGACAAGCUGCUUCCUCGGACGCUGGAGGAGAGGAUGAAUGCCAGGCGCAUUGUGGUGGUCUUGGAGAAAUGUGCGUUGGAGAACGUGGCUCCACGCAAGGGCGCUUUGGAGUUGCUCAACUCCGACGACCACAAGGGCAUUUGCCUCAAGACUGGCCGCGAUUUGGCAGACGUCAGGCCCGACAUCACCCACCAGUGCCUGAUGACUCUGCUAGACAGCCCAUUGAACAAGGCAGGAAAGCUGCUUAUCUAUAUCCACACCGCGAAAAACGUGCUGAUAGAGGUGCAUCCAUCCCUCCGUGUGCCUCGCACCUUCAAGCGCUUCGCAGGACUCUGUGUUGAGCUGCUGCAGCGCCAGAAGAUUCGCGCUGCGGGCGCCAAUGAAACACUUAUGAAGGUGGUUUCAAAUCCUGUGGAGAAGUACUUACCACCUGGAUGCCGCCGUUUUGGCAUGUCAGUCAGCGGCCGGCCAGUCAAGAUGCGAGAAUUUGCUGCAGAGCUGGAUGCUUCCGGGCAGUCCAUGCCAGUUCCCAUUGUCUUCGCCGUUGGUGGAGUGGCACGAUCCGACCCCGUCAUAGAGGCGACCUUUGGCGCAAACUACGUCGAGGAGAAUGUCUCGAUCUCGCCAUACGGACUCUCUGCUUCGUGCGUGUGCUCCAAGAUCUGCAAUGAGUUCGAGCAUCUCUGGGGCAUUUGCUGA
Messenger RNA from Symbiodinium sp. CCMP2456, 767 nucleotides. The record is from the annotation of a GenBank genome assembly. NCBI's taxonomy places the organism in Eukaryota, Dinophyceae, Suessiales, Symbiodiniaceae.